UUCACGCUGUUUCGCAUUUUCUUGCUCGCUCCAACUAGUCUGCUCCGUCUGCCAGCAGCAGCAGAUAGGCUAGGCCACUGCAGGAAAGAUGGCGACGACGGAUAAACAGAAACACGAAGGAAGAGUGAAAAUCGGACAUUACAUUCUUGGAGACACACUUGGAGUGGGGACGUUCGGGAAAGUUAAAGUGGGGCAGCACGAGCUGACCAAACACCAGGUGGCUGUGAAGAUCCUUAACAGACAGAAGAUCCGCAGUCUGGAUGUGGUGGGAAAGAUACGUAGAGAGAUCCAAAACCUCAAGCUCUUCAGGCAUCCUCACAUAAUUAAGCUGUACCAGGUGAUCAGCACUCCAACGGACAUCUUCAUGGUGAUGGAGUACGUGUCCGGAGGAGAGCUCUUUGACUACAUCUGCAAAAACGGAAAGCUGGAUGAGAAGGAGAGCCGUCGUCUGUUCCAGCAGAUCAUCUCGGCAGUAGAUUACUGCCACAGACACAUGGUGGUGCACAGGGACCUAAAACCUGAGAAUGUCCUUCUGGACGCAAAGAUGAACGCCAAGAUCGCUGACUUUGGUUUGUCAAACAUGAUGUCGGACGGAGAGUUUCUGAGGACAAGUUGCGGGUCUCCGAACUAUGCUGCCCCCGAAGUCAUCUCUGGAAGGUUAUAUGCAGGUCCUGAGGUUGACAUCUGGAGCAGCGGGGUGAUCCUGUAUGCCCUGCUGUGUGGGACGCUGCCCUUCGACGACGACCACGUGCCAACGCUCUUCAAGAAAAUCUGUGACGGGAUAUUCUUCAUGCCCCAGUACCUGAACCCCUCUGUCACCGCCCUGCUCAAACACAUGCUGCAGGUGGAUCCCAUGAAGAGGGCCACCAUCAAAGAGAUCCGAGAGGAUGAAUGGUUCAAAGAUGAGCUCCCCAAGUACCUGUUUCCAGAGGACCCGUGCUACAGCAACAACAUGAUCGACGACGAGGCCCUGAAGGAGGUGUGUGAGAAGUUUGAGUGCACCGAGGAGGAGAUCCUGACUUGCCUGUACAGCCGCAACCACCACGACCCCUUGGCUGUGGCCUACCAUCUCAUCAUCGACAACCGCCGAAUUAUGUCCGAGGCCAAGGACUUCUACCUGGCCUCCAGUCCCCCAGACUCGUUCCUGGAUGACCAGCACCUGACCGCCGCAGCCGGCCUUAAGCCCCACCCCGAGCGCAUGCAGCCCUUCCUGGCGGGGGAGACCCCUCCCCGGCCGAGACACACGCUGGACGAGCUGAACCCCCUGAAGUCGAAGCACCAGGGGGUGAGGCGGGCCAAAUGGCACCUGGGGAUCAGGAGCCAGAGCAGGCCAAAUGAUAUUAUGUCUGAGGUGUGCCGGGCCAUGAAGCAGCUCGACUACGAGUGGAAGGUGGUGAACCCGUACUACCUGCGUGUGAAGAGGAAGAACCCAGUGACAGGCAUGCAGACCAAGAUGAGCCUUCAGCUCUACCAGGUGGACGGCAGGACCUACCUCCUGGACUUCCGUAGCAUAGACAAUGACAUGAUGGAGGCUAAAUCUGGGACUGCCACUCCUCACCAGUCUGGUUCAGUGGGGAACUCCCGCACGGCCCUUAAGAACGAAGCUGCAGAGGGGGGGUCCCAAACUGAGGGGGCUAAGGAGAACACUACCCCUGCCACAUCUCUCCCUCCCACUAAGGCCUCAGAGAGCUCCCUGGCCUCCUCGCUCGCCUCCUCCGUUGACUCGACAGGAGGCGACCUCGCACCUAUGACGGCGGUUCCGCGGCCCGGCAGCCACACCAUAGAGUUCUUUGAGAUGUGCGCCAAUCUCAUCAAACUACUUGCACGAUAGCUCGCGAUCAAAUAAAAAAACGUUAGCCUUU
This is a messenger RNA of Salvelinus fontinalis (brook trout), 1862 nucleotides long. RefSeq names its product 5'-AMP-activated protein kinase catalytic subunit alpha-1-like. The transcript is spliced from 9 exons. Gene Ontology annotation, biological process: intracellular signal transduction; protein phosphorylation. The record is from RefSeq and is a predicted model, not a curated record. The coding region runs from base 89 to 1831 and encodes 580 amino acids. Gene Ontology annotation, molecular function: ATP binding; protein serine/threonine kinase activity. Gene Ontology annotation, cellular component: cytoplasm. Lineage: Eukaryota; Metazoa; Chordata; Actinopteri; Salmoniformes; Salmonidae.